CCUGGGUUUCGGCCUCUGCAGGGUCUAAGCUGCUACAGAAGCUUUAACCUUAAGGGGGCCUCAGGGAGAGCGCGGAGCCGUGUGAGCUGCCGCCGCCGAGAGCUCCACCUCCGAGGCUCUGGGUCCGGGGGCCCCGGCCUGUGGCGGCGAGCGGCGGCGGCGGCUGAGGAGGGCGGCCGGCCCGGGUCUCCCUCGCUCCGUGCAGGGCCCGGAGAGGGGAUCCGCCAUAUUGGAGCCGGAGCCGAAGGUGCCUUGGAGCGCGGCGGCGCGAGGCGGGUGGAGGAGGCGGCCCCGGCCUCCACCGAGGAGGAGUCGGCUCUGCCGGGGCCCGCGAGGCUGGGGAGUGAAUGAGCCGCUCGGGCUAGCCGCUUCCCCGCCCACUCUGUGCACUCGGUGCCGCGGGAGCCGGCCGUGGCGGCGGCAGGAUGUUCUCCAAGAAGCCGCACGGGGACGUGAAGAAGUCCACCCAGAAGGUGCUGGACACCAAGAAGGACGCGCUGACCCGCCUCAAGCACCUGCGCAUCGUCAUCGAGAAUGCAGAAUCUAUUGAUCUUAAGCAGUUUUUUGACCAACAUUUUUCACAUAUAUACUAUGUGUUCUUUGAAAAUUUUGUGACCAUUGAAGCUAGUCUUAAACAGAAAGGUCACAAGUCUCAAAGGGAAGAAUUGGAUGCUAUACUUUUCAUUUUUGAGAAAAUAUUACAACUUCUUCCAGAAAGAAUUCAUCAACGAUGGCAGUUUCAUAGUAUUGGACUGAUCUUGAAGAAACUUCUUCACACAGGAAACUCCUUAAAGAUCAGGCGGGAAGGUGUUCGUCUGUUCUUGUUAUGGUUGCAAGCUCUUCAGAAUAACUGCAGUAAGGAACAGCUCUGGAUGUUCUCGUGCUUAAUUCCCGGGUUUUUAGCACCACAGUCUGAACACGGACCUCGAACUUUAGAUAAUCUCAUUAAUCCUCCACUCAAUCUUCAAGAAACCCAAGUCACAAUAGAGGAAAUCACUCCUCUUGUCCCACCACAGUCUGGGGAUAAAGGACAAGAAGAUCUCACUAGCUAUUUUCUCGAAGCACUUUUAAAGUAUAUAGUUAUUCAGGUGAAAAGUUUAGAAUGGAAGAACAAAGAAAACCAAGAAAGAGGAUUUUCAUUUUUGUUUUCACAUUUUAAAAAAUAUUACUUACCUUAUAUUUUCCCAAACAUCUGUAAGGAAAACAGUUUAUAUCAUCCUGUGCUUGAUAUCCCACAAAUGAGACCAAAGCCACAUUAUGUCAUGAUAAAGAAGGAUGCUGAAACCAAUGAAGCCAUCUAUUGUACAAAGGAACCUUUUAUCAAGGCUCGUGUUAUUGUCAUUCGUUGGCUGGUUUCUUUCUGGCUAGAGCCAAAGCCACAUUCAGGACCUCAUAUUCCUGGGAUGGAAGGUGAAGUCUUGCCAAAGAAUAUUCAGAGAGCAGCUGCUAGUUUGGUUUCCAGAGAAGAAAACAAAAAUGAUAAUGCGGACAGAGCAGACAGAAGCGCGGAACCAGAGCAGUCUCACUCCAAUACCAGCACGCUCACCGAGCGGGAGCCGAGCUCAUCCAGCCUGUGCAGCAUCGAUGAAGAGCAUCUCACGGACAUUGAAAUCGUUCGCAGAGUUUUUUCUUCUAAAAGAAGUAAUGUGAACUUUGUCACAGAGAUAUUUCGUCAGGCAUUUUUGUUACCCAUCUGUGAAGCAGCUGCUAUGAGGAAGGUGGUUAAAGUAUAUCAGGAGUGGAUUCAGCAGGAGGAAAAGCCUUUGUUCAUGCAGGAGCCUGAAGAAAUUGUAAUGACUUCUUCAGAUUUACCUUGUAUUGACAGUGUUACUGAUCACGAGAUUCCAGUGGAAGGAGAAAAACGAGAAGAGGAAAAUGGGACCAAUAUUGCUGAUCAUGUUCGAAAUUCCAGCUGGGCAAACAAUGGCUCCUACCCGGAUGCCCUUCCUAAUGCCCCGGAAGAAACCACGGAAGAAAACAUACGAGCUGGUACCCAGGCAGUGUUGCAGGUUUUCAUUAUAAAUUCAUCAAACAUAUUUCUCCUUGAACCUGCAAAUGAUAUAAAAAAUCUUUUGGACGAACACACAGAUAUGUGUAAACGUAUUCUUAACAUUUACCGGCACAUGGUUGUGCAGGUGUCAAUGGACAAAAAAACCUGGGAACAGAUGCUGCUUGUAUUGCUCAGAGUCACGGAGUCUGUACUGAAGAUGCCAUCACAAGCUUUUCUACAGUUCCAGGGGAAAAAAAAUAUGAACUUGGCAGGUCGACUUGCAGGACCACUUUUCCAGACUCUCAUAGUUGCUUGGAUCAAAGCAAAUCUAAACGUGUACAUCUCCAGAGAGCUUUGGGAUGAUUUACUGUCGGUUCUGUCAUCGUUGACCUACUGGGAAGAGCUGGCCACCGAGUGGUCACUGACUAUGGAGACAUUAACCAAAGUUUUAGCUAGGAAUUUAUAUAGUUUGGAUCUCAGUGAUUUACCAUUGGAUAAACUCAGUGAACAAAAGCAAAAAAAGCACAAAGGGAAAGGAGUUGGACAUGAAUUUCAGAAAGUUUCCGUUGACAAGUCAUUUUCUAGAGGAUGGAGUCGUGAUCAACCCGGCCAAGCCCCAAUGAGACAGAGGAGUGCGACCACCACUGGCUCCCCAGGAACCGAGAAGGCAAGAAGUAUAGUGCGGCAGAAGACCGUAGCCAUGAGAAGCCGAUCCAUUGGUGAAUGUGCUCUGCCAUCGGCCUAUAUACGCAGUGCUAAAAGUGCGCCUGUUCUGAUCCAUACUUCCAAACCCUUCUUGCCUGAUAUUGUUCUCACUCCCCUUUCUGAUGAGCUUUCAGAUAUCGAUGAUGCUCAGAUACUUCCCCGCUCCACCAGAGUCAGGCAUUUUUCACAAAGCGAAGAAACUGGCAGUGAAGUUUUUGGGGCCUUGAGUGAGGAGCCGCCAUUGCCUCGAAGCAGCAGCACUUCCGACAUCCUGGAACCAUUCACUGUUGAGCGAGCCAAAGGUGCAGUUCCUGUCGUAGACAGUUCAUCCCGUCACGCACCAAGCUUGCAGAGUUCCACAGAGGCUUCUUCAAUAACUAGAUCCACUGAAAGCCACCUCACUGACAUCCACAGUAGAGAGUCUUCUCUGGAAGUUGGUGAUAGCAUAUAUGAUCAUCUUUGUCAUUUGAUAGGUCCAGUAGAACUUGCAGAUUCAGCCCUUGAACAAAUCCAGUACAUUGACCUUGAAGGAGAUGACGAUCUUCUUUCCUCUCUGAAAGAAUAUUUUAAGGAAAACCAGGAAAAUCAUGAUAAACAUGAGCUAGGUAGCGUCGCACCUUCUCAGGAAGUGGUUAUUGCAGCAAGUCGGGAUGAACGCUCAUCCUUAGAUAAGUUGGAAUAUGUAGAUCAGGAAAUUAAAUCAGAAAAUGUCACCUCUGUCGCUGGGACUCCAGAAAACAUGCAGUUUCAAAAAGAACCAAGCUCAGCUGUCUUCAUGAGUCAUAUUGCAGCUAAUCAGUCAGACAGUUUUGGGAAAACACAAACUUCGGAAGCAUCUAAGCAAGUGAGCACUGCUAAGCAGUCAUCGGAGUCUAGUUCUGAGAGCCCCUGUGACAAAGAGAAAAGGAAACACCUGCUUAGACAGACAGCCACAGAAUUAGAUGCCUGCGUAGACAUAACAGUAGUUGAAAAGCUUAAGGGUGUGCAAAUUAAUGAAAAAAUCACUGUCCCCUAUGUUAUGCAUGCCAAGAAAACUACACUAAAAGCACCUGUUAACCGCAGAAUGCCUCAUGUUUCCAGCACUAGCAAGCUUUCUCCAACUAAAAGGAGCUUGUCUGAAACAGUAACCCACAGGGCCAAAAUCAUGAAAAUUGCUACUAAAAAGCGAAAUAGCGUCCAUGUUACUUUUAGGCCAUCUACUGAGUCAGUUCAGUUUUACAAUCCGCUGGAGAACAAAGAGGCUCCAUGGAAGACGAGACUCCGGAAGCUCGGGGGCUUCAGCAGUAGUAGCAGUAGCAGUACCAGCAACAUCCCUGCCAGUUCGAAUGCUGGCUCAGAUCUAGUAAAACCUGGUGUGUACCGGCCUCUAGAUACACCUAGCACAGCAUCAGUGAGUAGCAAGGCAAUGAGGGAAUCCCCAGAGGUUCCCACCACUGUAUUGCAAAGAGAAGACGUUGCCAGCGGUCAGCCAGGUAGUCGUAGCACCCUUAGGCCAUCGAGUCACGAGGCAGGACUACCGCAGGGCUCCCUGGGUGGCGUUUAUAAAACUGUUGUACAUGCUCUUUCGAAGCCGAAGGCAAAUGUUUCCCCACAGAGGCAGAACAGAAUGCCACCAGAGGCGCCACUGAGGGAUCUGUACAGUCAUGUAAUGGGCUAUUUUGGAAGGAAGGCUGCAGUCAAUAAAGAGGACGUGAGCCCCAAACUGCCUCCUCUUAAUAGUGAUAUUGGCAGCAGCAGUGCUAAUGUUCCCGAUCUGAUGGAUGAGUUUAUAGCAGAACGACUCCGAAGUGGUAAUGCCUCGAUCAUGACGAGAAGAGGAAGUAGUCCUGGUGGCCUUGAAAUUCCCAAAGACCUCCCGGAUAUUCUCAACAAGCAGAACCAGCCGCGCCCGGUGGACGACCCUGGUGUGCCCUCCGAGUGGACCUCGCCCGCCAGCGCGGGGAGCAGCGACCUGAUCAGCUCCGACAGUCACUCGGAUUCCUUCAGCGCCUUCCAGUAUGAUGGCCGGAAGUUUGACAAUUUUGGCUUCGGAGCCGACACUGGGAUUGCAUCCUCCACUGAUGUGGAUUCAGGUUCUGGCCAUCCUCAGAGUGCUGAAGAGCAGGAAGUAGCCAGUCUGACCACACUUCACAUAGAUUCUGAAACAAACAGCCUUAACCAGCAAGCUUUCUCGGCUGAAGUGGCAACUGUUACUGGUUCAGAGAGUGCCUCGCCAGUGCCCUCGGCCCUGGGGUCCCGGUCGCAGACGCCUUCUCCCUCGGCCCUGCACAUGGAUCCCCUGGAGCAGAAGGACCUGCAGCUUGACGAGAAGCUCCACCACUCAGUCCUGCAGACGCCGGAUGACCUAGAAAUCAGUGAAUUUCCAUCUGAAUGUUGCAGUGUGAUGGCGGGGGGGACCCUCACCGGAUGGCAUGCUGACGUUGCUACUGUAAUGUGGAGGAGAAUGCUAGGCAUUCUGGGCGAUGUCAAUUCUAUCAUGGAUCCUGAAAUACACGCUCAAGUAUUUGAUUACCUCUGUGAACUGUGGCAAAAUCUGGCCAAGAUCAGAGAUAACCUCGGCAUCUCCACUGAUAACCUCACCUCGCCUUCGCCACCGGUUCUGAUCCCUCCACUGAGGAUUCUUACACCUUGGCUCUUCAAGGCAACCAUGUUGACUGAUAAAUACAAGCAAGGUAAGCUACAUGCUUACAAACUUAUUUGUAACACGAUGAAAAGAAGACAAGAUGUGUCUCCAAAUAGAGAUUUUCUGACACAUUUCUACAAUAUAAUGCACUGUGGGUUACUUCAUAUCGAUCAGGAUAUUGUCAAUACAAUCAUCAAGCACUGCUCACCUCAGUUUUUUUCACUUGGCUUGCCUGGUGCCACAAUGCUUAUUAUGGAUUUUAUUGUAGCGGCUGGUAGAGUGGCUUCGUCAGCUUUCCUCAAUGCACCAAGAGUGGAAGCACAAGUUCUUCUGGGAUCUUUGGUUUGCUUUCCCAACUUAUAUUGUGAGCUGCCUGCCCUCCAUCCCAACAUUCCUGAUAUUGCCGUGUCUCAGUUCACAGAUGUUAAGGAACUUACAGUCAAAACUGUAUUAAGCUCAGCAAGAGAUGAGCCAUCUGGUCCUGCACGAUGUAUAGCCCUUUGCAGCUUAGGUAUUUGGAUUUGUGAAGAACUUGUCCAUGAGUCUCAUCAUCCUCAAAUUAAGGAAGCUCUGAAUGUAAUCUGUGUUUCCCUAAAGUUUACUAAUAAAACAGUAGCCCAUGUUGCUUGUAAUAUGCUUCAUAUGCUGGUUCACUAUGUACCUAGACUUCAGAUUUACCAGCCUGAUUCUCCCUUGAAGAUUAUUCAAAUCCUAAUAGCCACCAUCACCCAUCUAUUGCCAAGUACUGAAGCUUCAUCUUAUGAAAUGGACAAGAGGUUGGUGGUGUCCUUACUUCUGUGCCUUCUGGACUGGAUCAUGGCCCUACCUCUAAAGUCGCUGCUCCAGCCAGUCCAUGUAGCAGGAACAGAAAAUGACAAAACGGAAAAAUCGGUCCUCAACUGCAUUUAUAAGGUCUUACAUGGAUGUGUCUAUGGAGCUCAGUGUUUCAGCAAUCCCAGGUAUUUUCCCAUAAGCCUGUCUGACUUGGCCUCUGUGGACUAUGAUCCUUUUAUGCAUCUGGAGAGUCUGAAAGAGCCUGAACCGCUACACUCUCCUGACUCAGAGCGCUCUUCUAAACUCCAGCCAGUCACAGAAGUGAAAACCCAGAUGCAGCAAGGAUUAAUCUCCAUAGCUGCCCGCACUGUGAUUACACAUCUUGUGAAUCACUUGGGCCAUUAUCCAAUGAGUGGUGGUCCUGCUAUGUUAACAAGUCAGGUGUGUGAAAAUCAUGACAAUCAUUACAGUGAAAGUACUGAACUCUCCCCGGAACUUUUUGAAAGUCCAAAUAUCCAGUUCUUUGUGUUAAACAAUACGACUUUGGUGUCCUGUAUCCAAAUCAGAUCGGAGGAGAGUAUGCCUGGAGGGGGUUUGUCUGCUGGCCUUGCAUCAGCCAACUCUAAUGUCAGAAUCAUAGUACGUGAUCUCUCUGGAAAGUAUUCAUGGGAUUCUGCCAUACUGUAUGGUCCGCCUCCUGUGAGUGGCUUCUCAGAACCAGCCUCUUUCAUACUUUCAUUGUCUCACCAAGAGAAGCCUGAAGAGCCUCCUGCAGCCAAUGAAUGUUUGGAAGACACAGCAGUAAAAGAUGACCUGUCCCUCCAGUAUAAACGGCUUAGAGAGACUGUCCCAACCUGGGACACCAUCAGAGAUGAAGAAGACGUUCUGGAUGAGCUGCUGCAGUAUUUGGGUGUUACCAGUCCUGAAUGCUUACAGAGAACUGGAAUCUCACUUAAUAUCCCUGCUCCACAACCCGUGUGCAUUUCUGAAAAACAGGAAAAUGAUGUAAUUAAUGCUAUUCUUAAGCAACAUACAGAGGAAAAAGAAUUUGUUGAGAAGCACUUCAAUGACUUAAACAUGAAAGCUGUUGAACAAGAUGAACCAACACCUCAGAAACCUCAGUCAGCAUUUUAUUACUGCCGAUUGCUUCUUAGUAUAUUGGGAAUGAAUUCCUGGGACAAACGGAGGAGCUUUCAUCUCCUGAAGAAAAAUGAAAAACUACUUAGAGAACUUAGGAACUUGGAUUCAAGGCAGUGCAGAGAGACACACAAGAUUGCAGUAUUUUAUGUCGCUGAAGGACAGGAAGACAAACACUCCAUCCUCACCAACACAGGAGGAAGUCAAGCCUAUGAAGAUUUUGUAGCUGGUCUUGGUUGGGAGGUAAAUCUUACAAACCAUUGCGGCUUUAUGGGAGGACUACAAAAAAACAAAAGCACUGGGUUGACCACCCCCUACUUCGCUACCUCUACAGUAGAAGUCAUAUUUCAUGUGUCAACAAGAAUGCCCUCUGAUUCCGAUGACUCUCUGACCAAAAAAUUGAGACAUUUAGGAAAUGACGAAGUACACAUUGUUUGGUCAGAGCAUACUAGAGACUACAGACGAGGAAUCAUUCCUACAGAGUUUGGUGAUGUCCUUAUUGUAAUAUAUCCAAUGAAAAAUCACAUGUUCAGUAUCCAGAUCAUGAAAAAACCAGAGGUUCCCUUCUUUGGUCCACUUUUUGAUGGUGCUAUUGUGAAUGGGAAGGUUUUACCCAUUAUGGUUCGAGCAACAGCCAUAAAUGCAAGCCGAGCUCUGAAGUCACUGAUCCCGUUGUAUCAGAACUUCUAUGAGGAGAGAGCGCGGUACCUGCAAACAAUUGUUCAGCACCAUUUAGAGCCAACAACGUUUGAGGAUUUCGCAGCGCAGGUUUUUUCUCCAGCUCCCUACCACCAUUUACCAUCCGAUGCUGGCUCCUACUCAGAGAUUCUACCCAGUGAAGCUGCCACAGCCACGCAGGUAGAUGGGGCUGACCUGGCCUCGCCAAUGUCUCCUCGAACUAGCAAGAGCCGCAUGUCCAUGAAGCUGCGUCGUUCCUCUGGCUCAGCCAAUAAAUCCUAAGGAGCCGAGCAGGCCCCCGGCGAGCAGCAGCCACCUUAGCGCGAACACAGUGUUAAGCCUGUCUCGGGCCUUUGUUUCGGCCAGAGCAUGCAUGUUCCUUUGUGUACAUUUGAGAAAACACUGGAUUUAAAUACUUUGUAACUUAAUAUUUUACAUUUGGGUUAUUUAUUUGGUUUGUUUCCCCCUCGCACUCCAAGCUGCCCUACUUUGAGGGUGAGCAGAAUUUUAUUCUACACUCUUUACUUGCCUAGAUAAUUAUGUCUAAAUAGUUUUGCCUUUAAUUUCAUGAUUAACAGUCAAAAUAUAAUUGGACGAAUAGUAUAUUUAUUGUGUCCCAUUGCAACUUUGACUCACUAUAUUUUUUUUUACAAAUGUAAGAUUUUAAGUUUAAACAUUUGUAAAGUUAUAGCAAAAGUUACAAAUCUGUUAAUACACAGGAUGUGUACAGAUUAUUUAUGUUUGAGAUUAAAACUUUCAAAAUAAAUGACCUUAUAGCAUCUCGAAUUCUACCAAAAUCAUUUUAGCAGUAACUCUUUCCUCCCAAGGCAGUGUCUCCUUUGCUGGCUGGGCAGCUGAUGCCAUGACACCCCGUUGACACAGAAUCACCGUGCUGAACUUUGAUUUAGCUGAUGUUUGGCUUUGUAAGUGGUAUCAUUGUGAAAUGCCAUUUCUCUUUUGAGAUUGUGGCCCUUUAUUCUGGGCUACUCAGCCCUGGUGUAUCCAUAUUCUCUCUUAAGUACCAAAAAGAAGGGGAAGGGAGGGAAGAAGGAAAAAAAGAAACACUUUCUAGAUAUUAAGUGUGUUGCUCAAAUUAUGUGUAUUAUUUUUAAAAAGAAAAAGGAGCACAAUCCAGGGGUGUGAGUUAAAUCUAAUUUGUUAAAACUGAACUUGCAGGUGCAAGUCUUCCACAUUCCACCCUUCAGAAGUGAUUUCCUGUAGUGGAUACGUUGCUCACGUUUUGUUUUGAAUGAGCAUCUCCCAAGGAAACGUAUGUAGCAUGCCAUGGGUACUAACUGCAUGUGUAAAUACAUCAUACUGGCAAGCCAUAACAUAAAUUAUGUAUUAUCACUCAUGUAGUAUCUACAGAUUUGUAACAGUGGGGGGAACGAUGACAUGGUAUUUAAUAAUACAAUAAAAAUAUUCUUAU
Ochotona curzoniae (black-lipped pika) is the source of this 9336-nucleotide messenger RNA. RefSeq names its product Ral GTPase activating protein catalytic subunit alpha 1 (gene RALGAPA1). Gene Ontology annotation, biological process: positive regulation of GTPase activity; regulation of small GTPase mediated signal transduction. The coding region runs from base 426 to 8189 and encodes 2587 amino acids. The record is from RefSeq and is a predicted model, not a curated record. Gene Ontology annotation, cellular component: nucleus; cytoplasm. The transcript is spliced from 41 exons. NCBI's taxonomy places the organism in Eukaryota, Metazoa, Chordata, Mammalia, Lagomorpha, Ochotonidae. Gene Ontology annotation, molecular function: GTPase activator activity.